This is a messenger RNA of Mytilus californianus (California mussel), 3233 nucleotides long. RefSeq names its product muscarinic acetylcholine receptor M2-like. Gene Ontology annotation, molecular function: neuropeptide receptor activity. NCBI's taxonomy places the organism in Eukaryota, Metazoa, Mollusca, Bivalvia, Mytilida, Mytilidae. Gene Ontology annotation, cellular component: membrane. The record is from RefSeq and is a predicted model, not a curated record. The transcript is spliced from 2 exons. Bases 1813 to 3204 code for a protein of 463 amino acids. Gene Ontology annotation, biological process: neuropeptide signaling pathway.
ACUUCUCAUUAGCAGGUGAGAAGUCGAGUCGACUCUCUGUUCUAUAAAAUUACCUAAUUUAUACUUACUUCAAUAGAUUCUUAUUAUUGCAGAUGUUGCUGAAGAGUUGACUUAAUUUUAAAGUGAAUACCGGCUUUUUCUUUGAAUUCAUUUUUUAUUCUUGGAAUUUGGAAUGAAUAUUUAUAAUGGCAUAUUUUCGUUUUAAUAUGAUUCAGGGAACUUUGCGUUCAAAAUUAUUGUCAGAAUAGUGUAAAAAGAGGACGAACAAAGGUAGUUUGAAUUGCUGUAUCUUGAGAACACCCCGUCGGCUACCUUCCAUUAAAUAUAAGCAGACGAGUUUGAAAAUUAGCAGACGAUAUUAAAGAUGAGCAGACAAUAAUAGCUCUUCCAAAAUUUCCAAGUUAUUUGCAUAAGAUGCCAAACAAUGUAAACAAAACUAUUGAUCCACUACAAACUUUGUUUACAGAUCAAAGUUCUGCAUACAAUUUAUCAUUUUAGAGAGAGCUUUUUGCAGCAGACAACAAGAACCAUUAUUAAUUGAUUCAACAAAUGGAAAUUUGAUUAAAACUUCAAAUAUUGAGUGAAUAAACAUUAUUUUGUCUACCAUCGUACACAUGGUACAAUAAGUGUUCAAAUUGAUGAGAUAAAAGCGAUAAAGCAAUUUAUGUGUUAAUUCAUAAAAAUCUUUUAAUAGUUAUAGGCGCUGAAAUAUCUUUCAUCAUUUUCAUAGAGAGCAGUGAAAUAUGCGGUGAAAAUAUAAUUAUGGAAUGUUAACUCCACUUAAAUCUAUCUUCAUCAAAGAAAAUCUAGAGAUAAAAAUCUAUAUUUUCACAUUUUACAUGAAUGUAGCUGCUAAUUAUUAGGAUCGUGUGAAAUUUAAGUCUAAGGGUGUAGAUUUUGCACGAAGAGAUAUAUGUAUGAAGAUAUAUGUGAUGUGAGGAAUCAUAAUAAACAUGAACAAGGGAAUGUAAUGUGUCAGAUAUAUAUAUAUAUAUAUAUACACAGUUUAACACAGUGUGAACCGGAAUUAUGAUGUUACCAAAUUACAUAAAAUGUACACAACAUACCCGGACAACAGUUAUUCAAACAUUAGUAAUCAGGAAGAUUUUAGUCAGUUUGAACUCUUAAAGUACAAAAUGGUCAUUCAUUAACCGACAACUUACGUAAACUCGACGUACACAAAAUGAAUAUAUAGCAGCUGCAAUCACAAACUCUUUAUUUUCUACUUUGGAAUGUGUUUAAAUAUUCUUACAACUGUUUUCAUCAUUUCUAAUACAUCAAAAACGUCUGACGAUAUUCUCUAUGUAAUGUUUUGUUGGUUUAUGUGAUGAAGAGUUCCAAAAAUAACUAAAGAAGUACCAAGGACAAUAACAUUAGCAACAAAACAUGUGUCCUUCAAACGUGUACAUCAGCUAAAGUAAUUGUUGUUGUGUUUGCCAGAUAAGUUAUUGGACAUCACGUAUACAUUCAAAUUGAACGUUCAAUCGCGAUUGGUUCGUCAAAUACAUUUUGCAUCUGAUUAUAGAUUAUAGACUACCGGAAAUACAAUAUCUGAUUCAGACAAUGCAAUCUGUUCUCCAAUUGAAAAGUCUAAACAAUUUCUACUAAUGACAUUGACAUAUGAACUAUAUUGUUUAUGUUGCAUAAUGUUAUAUUGAUAGAACUCAUCAGUGGAUCUAAUUAUUAUCUGUGGGAUAUAACAAAAACAACUAUAAGUGACAAUUUUAAGUGACAGUUCAAUGAAAGUGCCAGUGUGAUGUUGAUUUGUAUGAAAUGAUGUACCAAAGUCUAAUUUAAUUUCAUUUGGAGAAAAUGAAUUAUUCGAUUUUAUAUUUGAAUUCAUCAAGAAAUGUAUCGCGGGUGGACAGUAAUUUAACAGAAAGGCUUUCCCUUUCAGAACUUAAUUCACAGGAAGUAUUCAAACGAUUGCCGGUUAUUGUUUUUAUUUCCAUUUUGAUACUGGUUGGAACUAUUGGAAAUUUACACGUGCUUUAUAUAUACUACCGGAAGUUUAAUCGAUCAACUUACAGGAAUUUCGUUUUAACGCUAGCGGCCAUUGAUAUCGUCAGUUGUGCAAUUUCUAUGCCCUUUGAAAUAUACGAUGAACUAUAUCCUUAUUUAUUUCAAGCAGACGUUGCUUGUAAGGUUUUCCGUUUUAUAAAUUUUACACUAGCUAUUGCUACAGGAUUAAUGCUGGUGGUAAUAUCAUCCGAAAGAUAUCGACGAAUCUGCAGACCAUUCGGAAGUCAGUUAACAGAAAAACAAUCAAUUUAUGCAUUGAUAGGAAUCAUCAUAUGUGCUUCCGGUGCUUCACUUCCGGCGUUAUACGUAUACGGAAUAAAAACUACCCAGAUACCGGGAUUUGAUUCUUUUGGAACAGAAUGUACAUGGGGCGAUCAUAUUGAAGUGUAUGUAGGAUAUAUUUUCUAUGGUGAAACACUGAUGACGGUUAUUGGGUGUAUGAUAGCUCUUGUUGUAAUCUAUAGCAUAGUUGGGAAAUAUUUGUGGGACCAUGCUCACAAAAUGUCAAAAAACAUGCGAACAAAAUAUCAAAUGAAGGAACCCAUAAAACUUGACGUAAUUGAAGAGGAAACUGCCGACCAGAUCCGAAGGGCACGCGACUCUUUCCGUUCCAUUAAGCAAAGUAAUGAGAAUGGUACGGCGGCGAAUAAAGAUGAAAUGAAACACAAUAAAUGUAACAAAAAAGCAAGAAAACUUGAGUUACCUAUUAAAAAUAUUAAACAAAACUUGGAUGCAACAACAUCGUCCGGGAACACAUCACCAAACCAUAUACCAAAACCAAGUCCUAACUGGAAAAGACAGAAAAAUUUACAAACCUGUGACAUGAAAGGAUUAAAAAAAGCUUUCAAAAACGUAACCGGGCGCCCGGCUGGGGCGAAUCCAUUAUUAUCUAAACCGGAAAAGAAUGUUCCUGACCGAGAAAAACGCAUCACAAUAGUGCUUUUUACAAUUACAGUUUUGUUUAUUGUUAGUUUUUUACCUUACAUUGUAAUACUUAUAUUAUAUAGUGCGGAUGAAUCUUAUGAGAAAAGUAUGACUACCGUAGAACAUGCUGUUUACUUAAUAGGAUUAAGACUUUAUAUGAUUAACAAUGUAGCUAAUCCGUUUCUAUAUUCCAGUUUUGACUCUAAAUUUAAAAAACAUUUGAUGGAAAUUUAUUCGUUUCUAAAUGCAUUGAUUUAGGAUUAAGAAAUAAACGCUGUGUAAAACUG